Haplochromis burtoni (Burton's mouthbrooder) is the source of this 1041-nucleotide messenger RNA. Its product is annotated as transcription factor 24. The transcript has 2 exons. Gene Ontology annotation, molecular function: protein dimerization activity; RNA polymerase II transcription regulatory region sequence-specific DNA binding; DNA-binding transcription factor activity, RNA polymerase II-specific. Lineage: Eukaryota; Metazoa; Chordata; Actinopteri; Cichliformes; Cichlidae. Bases 1 to 537 code for a protein of 178 amino acids. Gene Ontology annotation, biological process: regulation of transcription by RNA polymerase II; developmental process. The record is from RefSeq and is a predicted model, not a curated record.
AUGGUUGGAAGACAGACGCUCCGAAUGGACAGCGGUAAUUGCUCCGGAGCAGUGGUCGAUGACAGUCCAGGAUCCAGCCCGAGCUCCAGCCCGAGUCCAGACGGUCGUCGUCAGGAGCUCCACCGGGCCAGAGUGCUCCAGAGCGGCGGGAUCGGCGGCAGAGGACGCCCGGCAGCAGCGAAUGCGGCGAGGGAGAGGAGCCGGGUACAGACGCUGAGGAACGCCUUCCUGGAGCUUCAAAGGACUUUGCCGUCAGUGCCGCCGGACACCAAGCUGUCCAAACUCGACGUGCUGAUACUGGCCACCACCUAUAUUGCCCAUCUGACUCGAACUCUGCAGGAAGAAGGCACAGAGGAAGGAGAGGGCACGAAACAAACAGAGGCGUUACACUCACUGAAAGGCGAAGGCUACCUGCACCCGGUGAAGAAAUGGCCAAUGCGAUCCAGGCUGUACGUUGGAGCAACCGGGCAAUUCCUAAACACUUCAAGUCCUUCAGAGUCAGAGGAUCAAGGCCCAUCGUCGUCCACCUCCCAGUAAAAUAGGCUUAAUUCAUUUGUACCGAACAGCUUCGUUUUGUGCAUGAGUUCAUGCUUUACUUCCGAAGCGGCACAUGAUUGUAGAACAGCUCCCACUAAAGCACCGCAAAUUAGGAAGACCUUGUAAAUUAAUAUAUUACGUGAAUUUUAUUGUAUAAAUUUUGAGAAAGCAUACAUUAUAUUUCUGUGUGUUAUUUCGACUAAUCCUGCCUGCAUUGUGCAGCUCCACACACGUCCCAGGUAUAUUUACAGAGACUCAUCGGGGCAACGAGCCCGUCAUGCUUGAGUGUGCACUUUCAGCUGAGACAUUUGCACUAAAUGCAUGUGUGAAUAACUUAACAUCUGUCAUGUGAAGUGGUCUGUCAGGGAGCCCACAAUGCAGGCUCCGAGUCUCAUGUUCCUCCUUAUUUUUUACAUGCAUGGGUGUAAAUGUGUUUGUGAAUAAAUUACUUGACAAUGAAAGAAGAUAUGUCUCCAAGGUUUGAACGAUAGAAAACAUUUUAAA